Messenger RNA from Struthio camelus australis, 919 nucleotides. Lineage: Eukaryota; Metazoa; Chordata; Aves; Struthioniformes; Struthionidae. The record is from RefSeq and is a predicted model, not a curated record.
AUGCUCAUCCGCACUGCUGCCUGCCAAGGGACCUGUCCCAGCCCUGCGGCUCUCCCUCCCUCCCUCCCCUUUCCACGCACUGACUCUCAUAUCCCUGGGCCGGGCAGAAAGUACCCGGCGAUCCAGAGCCCCCGGGAGAGGGAGCAGUACAAGGCUGUCUUCUACGACCAGUACGCGGAGUACAAGGAGCUGCACAGCGAGGUCUGCGCCGCGCUGCAGAAGUUCGGGGAGCUGGACGUGAUGAUGUGCCAGCUGCCCUGGCACGCGCCGAGCAGGAAGGAACAGCGCAGGGUGGUCCGUGUCUGGUGCGAGUACGUGAAGAAGAAGAGGGACUCAGCCUUCCUGGAGAAGCAGGAGCGCUGCGACUACCUGAAGAAGAAGCUAGUGCACAUCAAGUCCCAGAUUCGGGAGUAUGACCGCACUGCCCCCAAGGGCUCUGUCUACUUCUGAGCCUGCGGGUGGGCUGCCCCGGCGCUGGUGCGCUCUAGCCUUGGCCCCGCGAAGCAGGCCUCCAGGGACGCGGGUUGCGGUGUGGCUCUGCCGGUGCUCCCGGCACCCCUGAGCCUGCUCAUUGCACCCUGUUGGGAGUCGGUGCUGGGGGACAGAGGUGCCCGGGGUGCACCCGGUGCCCACCAGGCCGGGGCUCCCUCCUGGGCCUGGCCGUGAGCAUUGGGAGCAACCCACAGGCUUGUGCGUGGGAGAGCAGAACCCGUGGGUGCCUUGGGCUAAUUUUGGAGUGCUGCAGCCGGUUCCCGUGCCCCGGGGAGCCUGGGCGUGCACGCUUGCAUGCGUGGUGGCUUUGCGGGGCACACCACCGCAGUGGUGGGCGCAUCUCCACCUUGCAGCCAGCUUUGGGUCAGUGGGUGCAGCUAUAGAAUGAGCCAGAACUGUUUUUAAUAAAAUAUGGUGAUUUUUUAGG